This is a messenger RNA of Calidris pugnax (ruff), 1312 nucleotides long. Its product is annotated as secreted frizzled-related protein 2-like. The transcript is spliced from 5 exons. Gene Ontology annotation, biological process: negative regulation of canonical Wnt signaling pathway; canonical Wnt signaling pathway; non-canonical Wnt signaling pathway. The record is from RefSeq and is a predicted model, not a curated record. Gene Ontology annotation, molecular function: Wnt-protein binding. Bases 285 to 1145 code for a protein of 286 amino acids. NCBI's taxonomy places the organism in Eukaryota, Metazoa, Chordata, Aves, Charadriiformes, Scolopacidae.
AACACGCAAAGCUUCACUAUUCCCUAGGUGAAUGGCUGCUUCACUCAAAACAGCAAGAAAACAAGAAAACAGAAGCAAAGCAGAUGGCUUGCCAUUCUUCUGACAGCAAAUAUGUGGUGUGUCCCCCACACCCUUGAAUCCCCUUGGCUUCCUGCUGAAGGACCAGGUGUGGCCAAGCAGUGGAACACAGCUCCUUCCCGACUCCAGCGUGGUCGGGCCCUCAGACUCUAAAGACGCCACCAUCUUCACAGCUCCCUGCUCGGCAGCCCAGGAGUCACUGGAAGAUGUUUUUAACUGCAAAAAUACUUGGUUUUGCUCUGAGUGGUUUCCUAAGAGUGGCAACAGGCUUUGACAUUGGAUUAUCCACGAAAUGUGUGGUGAUACCCAAGGAGAUGGACAUGUGCCACAAGAUUGGGUACUCCGAAAUGAGGCUUCCCAACCUGAUGGGACACACGAGCAUGGCAGAAGUUAUCCUAAAAUCCACCACCUGGCAGCACCUCGCGCAUACAGACUGUCACCCUCACGUGAGGACAUUCCUGUGCUCCCUGUUUGCACCCAUCUGUUUAGACACGUUUAUCCACCCUUGUCGGAGCAUGUGUGUCGCCGUCCGUGAGAGCUGUGCCCCCGUGCUGGCCUGCCACGGGCACCCCUGGCCACACAGCCUGGACUGCCAGCGAUUCCCUGCCGACGAGGACAUGUGCCUGGCAUCUCUUACCAAGGAGCAUAAACACCUGCACAAAGUCCUACCAAAGCCUGCCUGCCAGGCCUGCCCAGCAGUGGAGGAAUUCUUUACGCACAAAAGAGUUCUUGAAGUUUUCUGUGACAAUGAUUUUGCAGUGAAAGUAAAGCUGUCCAAGAAGAGAACAGUAUUUGGUGACCAAGAGUAUAACAUUGAAUGCCAGGUGGAAUUCAUUACACAGGGCUCACUGUUGCCUUAUGAAACUCAGAAUAUGAUACAACAGUGGCUGCUUAUCAAUGAAAACUGCACGCAGAGGAUGACCCCUACCCAUCGUCCCAUGGUGUAUCUCCUCGUGGGAAAUAUUGAAGAGGGCGCCAUUUUAGUAAACCAGGUUUAUCGCUGGCAGAGAAGGGACUCCCAGCUGACUUUGGCCACACAGAAGUGGAGAUACCAUAAAUGUUUGUAAAUAGUUAUCGUAUUAUUUGUAAAAAAGAUUGUUAUACUUCUCAUGCCAAAACUAUAUUGUAAAUAGGAAUGUACUAUAAGUGGAAUGUAAAGUCUUAGUUUCCUUUUAAAUUGUAUUAUAGGUUGAACUUAAACCCCAGUGUUACCAGGCCUUCCUUCCGUAGUGUU